Lytechinus pictus (painted urchin) is the source of this 2876-nucleotide messenger RNA. RefSeq lists its product as uncharacterized. The record is from RefSeq and is a predicted model, not a curated record. NCBI's taxonomy places the organism in Eukaryota, Metazoa, Echinodermata, Echinoidea, Temnopleuroida, Toxopneustidae. The transcript has 6 exons. Bases 44 to 1060 code for a protein of 338 amino acids.
ACAGAAUACUUACAUUCUCGUUGAGUGAACAAUAUAAGUAAUCAUGUGCAAAUUGUAUAUUUGUUUGAUAAUCGGAUUCGUAACUUGCUCUGUUGUUCCAGCAAAAGGCUUGACGUUGGUUGAAGGUGCCUACGACCGAGAUGAUAAAAUAAUUCCGAAAGGAGGAUCAAUCGUUGUUGAAGAAGGGGAAAACAAGACGCUUGUCUGUAAGACCAGUACGUUGGUGAAGCCAUCUGUGGACCUGGAAUGGACGGUUUUAAAGGGCAUGGACAUGUUAUGGUAUAGCGUUCGACCUCUAAAGCUUAUUAAUGACUCAAAGGAUACUAGACUUACUUUGCCAACACUAACAAUUGACUUCUCAUCAACUUAUAUGGAUGACGAUGAUGGUGAAAUAGAGCUCGUUUGUAUUGUCAAAAAUUCCGACCAAAUCAUCGCAUCCGUCAUCAUAAAAAAGGAAGAAUCCACAACUGUCGGAAACAGUCCUGUGACAAGCCUUCUGUAUAGUAAUUCAAGCACUGCUAAAUGUGGACAGUCGGAAGAUUGGAAGCCAGUGCACACUGUUAUUGUUGUUGGAUGUUCGAGCUUCGUGCUUUUCAUUAUAAGCGUUUGCAGUAUCAUCGGUUAUAGAAAAAAAAUUGGGAAUGCGGACGGAGUUUCAAUGACCAUCAUACACCAGAAGGACUCGAACCAAGAACCCGCUCAUGCUGAUUUUACCAUGUCCAAACCUGGUGUUGCUGGAGAUCCCGCUGUUUCCCGAAGUGAUGUAGUUCCUAAGCAACCCAUCCAGGAUUCUCACGAAUACAUGGAGAUGAAGCCAAUAUCUCUCCCAAGAAUUCCACCCAAUCAUCAAACCAGUCCACCUGGUAACUCUUCUUCUCUAAAUCCAACACAGCCAGCACGUGAUUCAUCACUGCAAGCAUGGCAAGGGGCUUCAACUUUAGAUAUUAUACUAAAUUCCCGUGACGGGGGAUACAUAUCCUGUAAUUCAGGUCCUACAACAUUUUCCCAGCGAGGAAUUGCGUUGGAAAGUCCUGAUUCGGUGAUCACCACAUAUUUAUGAUUUACUUCCAUAUGAUUGGUCAGGGUAUUAGUAAUAGUUACCAUUAUUUUAUAGCCUCUUUUAGAGAAGCUGUGACCACAUCACAAAAAAGUGAAAUAGUAUUGUUAGGGAACACACAUUAAAAGACAUUGAAAUAUGUCUGAUGACGUAAGACAAAUUAAACAUAACUUGGCAAUCUAUUUGUAAUCAAAAUUUUAUUACAUAAUCAACGUUGACUUGACAAAAUAAAUAUUAUAUAUUUUUCAAAUUUUUUUUUAGAUAUCAAGAUUGACUCCUGGUCAUGAGAGCCAUUUGUCUUCCUAAAACUCUCUCUAGAUGAGUGGAAAAAAAUGAAUAAAAAGCUAUAAAAAAUAGUAAAUGCGUUUAAUAAUGUAUAUAAAUUAUUGCAUUGUCCACUACUUUACACUGCAUUUGUGGGACAACUUUCAAUUUAAGCGUGGAAUAGUUUUGAGAUACUUCGGAAAAGAAAUGCAUGAUUUCAUAUAUUUCCUAAGAAAGAAAGUUUAAUCUACUUAUCAGUACCAGAUGUAACAUACUCUCAUCGGUGAACGGGUCAGGCGUGACAAUGAUAUAGUGAUUUAUGUAUAUAAUGUAGGGCUAGUCAAAUCCACGAUCAAUGCACAUACAUUUAUUGUAAUAUAUCAACGUAUAUCAAUUUCACACUUAUGCAUCAGUAUAAUUGUAAGACGCACACAUAUCAACAAAACUGAUACCACUCCACAUUUAAGAGCAUUAGUAGGUAGCUAAUAUUAUGCACUGUUAGAAAAUUUAUCAUUAAAAAAUAGAAUAAGUUCCUGCCGCGGAGUCUCGAGAACGCAUGUAAUCUUACCAGAUUGCGUAAUCUUACAUUAUAUCAUGUAAAAUUACAGGAAAUUGGUAUUUGGUGUAUGGAACCUUACAAAUUUCCUUGAAUAAAAUACCAUUUCCCCCUUUUUAAAGAGACCUGUUCUGUUAAAUUGUAGAAAUAGUCCUGUUUUAUAAAUUUACAUAAUGAUUCUGUUAUUGCUUUCUGCAAAAUCUAGUUUUUUCUGUAAAAUCAGGUUUUUUUUUACAGUGUAUGUGUCAUGAUGAACAAUUAUAAUGCAAUCUUAUGCAAACAAAAUGUAAUCAAUCGUAUUUCUCCGUAUGAAGUGCUAAUUUUAUUAUGUUUUUUUUAAUAGAUAUAUCUAGGGGGUCAAUAAUUUCAGUCUAUGUUUACAUGCACAAUUUUUUUUCACAUUUCCAAGAAAAUAUGGCAUACCACUUUUAUGAAUACUUCACAAACAGUUCACAAACUUGAUUUGAGGUAUUGAAUCUGAGUGUUCUCAGGUUAUAUCAGAGUGCAUAGCACUCAAUUAAGUGAGAAAAUGAAUGUCACUUAACAUGCAUUUUAAUACCAUGAAUACCCCCCCCCCCCCUUCCCCGAAAAAUGGGGGUGGAAGUCAUACUUGAACUUUGAGAUGAACAUUAAGUUUCAGGGAUUCCUAUCCCUGAGGCAAAAUAUGACCUGUUAGCUUACAGUGCCAUUGUGACAAUUCUCGCCUUAAACAUAUAUACUUCACUUAAAGGAAGUGCUUGGUUGACCUCUCUACAUCUCCUCUUGAAGGGGUGACAUGUUUCACUUUCUAGAAAUAGAUGAUGCUUGAAAGUAUCAAUGAUUAAAAAAACAAAAACAAAACAAAAAACUCCUCAUAGCCUUCAAGGUUUUGAAGUUUGUAUAAAUGUUACAAUUGAUGUGUUAAAUCAUUUUCCACUCCUUACCCAAAGUCACUCAAAAGGUUCCCCAAGAUAUGUCAGGAAUGCACAAAUCAUUGCAAAAUAAAUAAAGGAUCCCGAG